AUGCAGCUGAGUGAAGUCGUGCAGACCCUGGAGCAGCUCGCCCCCCUGUCUUUGGCGGAGUCAUGGGACAAUGUUGGCCUGCUGGUUGAACCGAGCGCACCGCGGCCUGUCAAAACCAUUCUUCUGACAAACGACCUGACCGAAGCCGUGAUGGAUGAAGCAGAAUCCCUCAGCUGUGACCUCAUCAUCUCAUAUCACCCACCUUUGUUUCGACCAAUCAAGCGCCUGGUUCAAAGAGACUGGAAGCAGCGAUUGGCUAUUCGAGCUCUAGAGGCAGGCAUGGCCGUUUUCUCCCCCCACACCUCCUGGGACAGUGUCAGAGGCGGGGUCAACGACUGGCUGGUUGGAGGUCUCGGGAGUGGCCACGUGAGCGUUCUCAGCCAGACGUUUCGCAGUCCUCCUCACUCCCACAGACUGGAGUUCACCGUGAAGAGCGGCGAAGAGCUCAACGCGGCGAUCGAGGAGCUGAAAUCCUGUGACGGUUCAACUCUACAGCAUUCAAGCAACAGUGCAGAGAACAAAGGAAUCCAUGUGAGCUUCACCUGCAGCGAGUCGGCUCUGCCCCAUUUGGUCCAGACUCUUUCAGGCCACACGGUCCCGAGCCAGUCUCUCACCGUGUCAAAGUUGGAAAAGCACCCUCUCUCCGGACACGGCCAAGGACGGGCGAGCGUUCUGGACCAGCCCGUAACCGUGGCAACAGCUGUGGAGAAGAUGAAGGCGCAUUUGAGUUUGAGCCAUCUUCGUCUGGCUCUAGGAACGGGACAGAGUCUUGAGUCUUUAGUGCAAACUGUAGCUGUCUGCGCAGGAUCCGGGGCCUCGGUCUUAAACGGCACCAAAGCGGAUCUUUAUGUCACAGGUGAAAUGUCCCAUCAUGAAGUCCUGGACGCCGUGGCCAGUGGAACCAGCGUGAUCCUGAGUGACCAUAGCAACAGCGAGCGUGGGUUUCUGUUCAUCUUCAGGGAGCGUCUGGCCGUGCGUCUCCCCGAGGCCGUGUCUGUGCUGGUGUCCCAGGCCGACAGAGACCCCCUGCAGCAGAGGCCAAACUGUGACCACAGACCAAACUGUGGUCUCCUGAGGCCGGACCCCCCGCUGAGGGAGCUAACGGAGGCAGCAGAGAGGAAGGAGCAUGUCAUCAAGUCAUCAGGCCUCAGCAGGAGCCCUCGCCGUUAA
Molecule: messenger RNA, 1170 nt
Organism: Knipowitschia caucasica
Lineage: Eukaryota; Metazoa; Chordata; Actinopteri; Gobiiformes; Gobiidae
Source: the annotation of a GenBank genome assembly